CUAUCAUCCACACCUUUCAAUUCCAAUCCAUAUAUUUAAAACAGCAUAACGGUUUUUUGAAGUAUCCAAAACCAAACAGACAAUGAGAGAGCUAGUUCUGCUAGCCUCCUCCUCCUCCUCUUCAAUCUUUACACCUCCAAAUCCAUCUCCUCCGCACCACCACCACCGCCAUUAUUCCAGUAAACCCAAAACCAAAGUACCCUCCCCCUCUCUACCCAAACCCGUCACCACCCUCCAUUCUUCCUCUCCGCUUCUCUCCACCGCACAAACCCUCCACCACAACACCGCCAACUACCUCGACCUCGCUGCUCAACUCGCCGACGACGGUCUUCUCCAUGAGUUUGUUGUACUUGCUGAGUCUGUGAUUGCUUCUGGAGUUGAGGCGUCGCAAUUCUUUGCUGGAUUAAAUGCGGCCGUUGUUGCCAAGGGUAUUUUCAAGAAUCUUCGUCAGAGAAAUGUGGAGGGUGUUGUUGAGGUUCUUAAGAGAGUUCAUCAACUUGGGCUUCCUCCUUUGAAACUGUUUGAUGCUGCUUCUUUGGAUUUACUUAGAAUUGAGUGUUUAAAUAUUGUUAAUUUUGGUGAUUUGGAUGAAAUUCUGUUGUUAAUGGAGACUCUUGCCGGUUUUUCCUUCAAAAUCAAGGAGCUUGUGGAACCAUCUAGAGUUAUUAAAAUCUGCGUUUAUAAACGUAAUCCACUCAUGGCUGUGAGAUUUGCUAAGCUUUUUCCGCAUGAAGGUAUAUUAAUAUGUAGCAUUAUUAAGAACUUUGGGAAAAAGGGGGAUUUGGAAUCUGCUUUGGUUGCUUAUGAAGCAUACUCGCAAAACUGGAGUGUUCCGAAUAUGUAUGUAUGUCGCGCCAUUAUUGAUGUUUGUGGUCUUUGUGGUGACUAUAUGAAAUCCAGGUACAUCUAUGAGGACAUGCUCAAUCAGAAGCUCAUCCCAAAUGUCUAUGUUUUCAACAGUCUUAUGAAUGUGAAUGCUCAUGAUUUGGGUUAUACAAUGCAUUUGUACAAGAAGAUGCAAAAUAUUGGUGUAUCGGCGGAUAUGACGUCAUAUAAUAUCCUUUUGAAGUCAUGCUCUGUUGCUAGAAAAGUGGACUUGGCCCAGGAAAUUUAUAGAGAAGCAAAACAGUUGGAAUUAGCAGGACUACUGAAGUUGGAUGACUUCACAUACUGCACAAUCAUAAAGAUCUUUGCAGAUGCAAAGUUGUGGCAACUUGCACUAAAAGUUAAAGAAGACAUGCUAUCAUCCGGUAUCACCCCUAGUACAUUUACGUGGUCAUCACUGAUGAGUUCGUGUGCUAAUGUGGGACUUGUAGAGCAGGCAAUUAAAUUAUUUGAAGAGAUGAUUCUAGCUGGAUGUUCACCAAAUGCACAGUGUUGCAACAUUCUUAUACAUGCUUGUGUAGAAGCUUGCCAGUAUGAUAGAGCUUUCCGGCUUUUCCACACCUGGAAGGGAGGUGAAGUCCAAGAUACAGAUACUUUCAGCGAAGGUUACAUCAAUGACAUGGAUGGUAUUUCAAGCGCAAUGCAUGCUCACAGAGAUUCUAUUAUUACUGUGCAAAAUCUAGCAUCUAAUUCGCUUCAUCUAUGCUAUAUUAAUAAGUUGCCCUUCACACCCUCAUUGACAACAUACAAUACAUUAAUGAAAGCGUGUGGUAGCGAUUACAAUCGUGCAAAGGCCUUAAUGGACGAGAUGGAGACACUGGGGCUUUCCCCCAAUCGUAUAAGUUGGUCAAUCUUGAUUGAUAUAUGCGGAAGUUCUGGCAACAUGGAUGGAGCCAUACAGAUUUUGAAGAACAUGCGAAUGGCUGGGGUUGAACCUGAUGUUAUUGCAUAUACAACGGCUAUUAAGGUUUGUGUACAAAGUAAAUUCUUGAAGAUGGCAUUUUCAUUAUUUGUGGAAAUGAAAAGAUACCAAAUAAAACCAAAUCUGGUGACAUAUGACACAUUGCUACGAAAUCGUACCGGGUAUGGUUCUCUAAAAGAAGUGCAACAAUACCUGGCUAUAUAUCAGGAUAUGAGGAAAGCAGGGUACAAAUCUAAUGAUUCCUAUCUUAAACAACUAAUCGAGGAAUGGUGUGAAGGAGUAAUACAAGAUAAUUACCAGUGCCAAGAUGAGUUAGAACCAUGCAAGAGCACCGACUUAGGCAGACCUCACAGUCUACUCCUUGAGAAAGUUGCUGCGCACUUGCACAACAAUGUUUCUGAAAGCCUAUCAAUUGACCUGCAGGGCCUUACAAAGGUUGAAGCUCGAAUUGUGGUUCUUGCAGUUCUCCGGAUGGUCAAAGAGAAUUAUAUCCUAGGACAUUCAGUUAAAGAUGAUAUGUGGAUUACAUUAGGAAUCCAUCAGGCAGAUGUGGUUCCCGCCACAAAGCAAUCAGAGUUGAAAAAGGCAAUAUUUCAGCUUCUGCAGAAUGAACUAGGGCUCGAGGUUCGGAUUGCAGUCCCUGGAAGUACAACUGAUCUACAGACAGACAUGAAAAUCCCUGUUGAUUCUCACCAAAACUUGUCAAGCAGCUUUGAAACUGAUCAAAAAAUUAUGUCUUCUCCACGGCGCCCUAUAGUUCUACAAAGGUUAAAGGUUUCAAAGAAUUCAUUGCUUCAAUGGCUGCAGAGAAGAGUUGGUGAAAAUAGAAGGUGAAUUCAUUAUGUACAGAUGCCAAAUUUUGUAAAUGCGCCCAACUUUUUCUUUAACUGUGUCUAUACUAUUAGCUGUAUCAUAUAUGAUGAAAUGUGAUAUAAAAAUAUUCAAAAAGAACAAUAAAGCUCAUUUGCACC
Mercurialis annua (annual mercury) is the source of this 2778-nucleotide messenger RNA. RefSeq names its product pentatricopeptide repeat-containing protein At5g02830, chloroplastic. Gene Ontology annotation, molecular function: protein binding. NCBI's taxonomy places the organism in Eukaryota, Viridiplantae, Streptophyta, Magnoliopsida, Malpighiales, Euphorbiaceae. The transcript has 12 exons. The coding region runs from base 83 to 2641 and encodes 852 amino acids. The record is from RefSeq and is a predicted model, not a curated record.